Messenger RNA from Acipenser ruthenus (sterlet), 4493 nucleotides. Its product is annotated as serine/threonine-protein phosphatase 2A 56 kDa regulatory subunit gamma isoform. Gene Ontology annotation, cellular component: nucleus; protein phosphatase type 2A complex; cytosol. The transcript has 16 exons. The coding region runs from base 133 to 1878 and encodes 581 amino acids. Lineage: Eukaryota; Metazoa; Chordata; Actinopteri; Acipenseriformes; Acipenseridae. Gene Ontology annotation, biological process: protein dephosphorylation; signal transduction. Gene Ontology annotation, molecular function: protein phosphatase activator activity. The record is from RefSeq and is a predicted model, not a curated record.
GUGAGCGCUCUGAGCCAAUCACCGGCGAUGGAGCGGAGGCGACCCGCAGCAGUGUGACAGAAAGAGAGAGAGGUAUCAGAGGAAGAGGUUUGAGAGCGUCAGUAGGGGGGCGAGGGCGGUUAUAAUACUGCAAUGCCGAAUAAAACUAAGAAAGAGAAGGAACCUGCGAAAUCCGGAAAAACUGGCAAAACCAGCGGAGGUAAAGAUGGGCAAGAAAACCCAGAGCACGAGACUUCAAACAAAAAAAACAGCAACAAUACGCCACCUACAACACAGGUAUCAAAAGUGAAGCUGUCUGGUCCCCAGACGCCAGUGAAGAAGGAGAAACGACGGAGCUCCAGCAGGGUAAAUCUCAGCAACAACCGAGAGCUGCAGAAGCUUCCAGCUUUUAAAGAUGCCCCUCCUGCUGAACAAGAGAAGCUGUUUGUUCAGAAAUUACGGCAGUGCUGCGUCCUGUUUGAUUUUGUCUCGGACCCUCUAAGUGAUUUAAAGUGGAAGGAGGUGAAAAGGGCAGCUUUGAGUGAGAUGGUGGAAUACAUCACGCACAAUCGCAAUGUCAUCACGGAGCCCAUCUACCCGGAGGUCGUUCAUGUGUUUGCAGUGAACAUGUUCAGAACGUUACCCCCCUCAUCGAACCCCACAGGGGCAGAGUUCGAUCCUGAAGAGGAUGAGCCCACGCUUGAAGCAGCGUGGCCACAUCUACAGCUCGUCUAUGAAUUUUUUCUUAGGUUUUUAGAGUCUCCAGAUUUCCAACCAAAUAUCGCCAAAAAAUAUAUCGACCAGAAAUUUGUAAUGCAGCUUCUAGACCUGUUUGACAGUGAAGACCCGCGUGAGAGAGACUUCCUGAAAACCACACUUCACAGGAUCUAUGGGAAGUUUCUGGGGCUGCGGGCAUACAUCAGAAAACAGAUCAAUAAUAUAUUUUAUAGGUUUAUUUAUGAAACAGAACAUCACAAUGGUAUAGCAGAAUUACUGGAAAUUUUGGGAAGUAUAAUCAAUGGAUUUGCCUUACCAUUAAAAGAGGAACACAAGAUUUUCCUGUUGAAAGUUUUGCUGCCUUUGCACAAAGUGAAGUCACUUAGUGUCUACCAUCCACAGCUGGCAUACUGUGUGGUUCAGUUUCUAGAGAAGGACAGCACCCUCACUGAACCAGUGGUUAUGGCACUUCUAAAAUACUGGCCAAAGACUCACAGUCCAAAGGAAGUGAUGUAUCUGAAUGAACUUGAAGAAAUAUUGGAUGUAAUCGAACCCUCCGAAUUUGUCAAGGUCAUGGAGCCUCUGUUCAGGCAGCUGGCUAAAUGUGUUUCCAGUCCACAUUUUCAGGUGGCAGAAAGGGCAUUGUACUAUUGGAAUAAUGAGUACAUUAUGAGUCUGAUCAGUGACAAUGCAGCCAAGAUCUUGCCCAUCAUGUUCCCCUCCCUGUACCGCAAUUCAAAGACUCACUGGAACAAGACCAUUCAUGGUUUGAUCUACAAUGCUCUGAAGCUCUUUAUGGAGAUGAAUCAGAAACUGUUUGAUGAUUGCACUCAACAGUUUAGAGCAGAAAAAAAUAAAGAGAAACUAAAAUCAAAAGAACGGGAAGAGGCCUGGGUGAAGAUAGAGAAUCUAGCCAAAUCAAACCCACAGUACACUGUGUGUGUUGAUUCCUCUGGCCUCAAUAGUCCAGUAGCAAUGGAGACAGAUGGUCCCUUGAUAGAAGAUGUUGAGAUGUUAAAAAAGACUGUAGAGGAAGAAGCUGUUCAGUUGCAGAGGGAUCAGCGAAAGGAACGCCCUCUGGUGCGCCGCAAGUCCGAGCUGCCUCAGGACAUUUACACCGUGAAAGCCUUGGAAACCCAUCGGCGUGCUGAAGAAAUAUUGACAACUCAUGAUGGACAUUAGGCCGGGUUUCUGCUCUGCACAAAAAGAACGCAGAAUUUGAUACGUCAAACGUUGGCACGGAAACCAGGGGGGGGUGUCUCCUGAGUGGUACCGUUCCUGGGCUCUCCUCUUUUGAGGUUUCUGCUUCCUCAGGAUGUUUUCUGAAUGUUAUCUGACACCUGUCUGCUUUUCAGUUGGUCUGUUGUUGUUGUUGUUGUUGUUGUUGUUGUUGUUGUUAUUGUUUAUUUAAAAAAAAGAAUACUCCUCUUGUAUCUGGAAAAACCAAGUAGAAAGCAGAACCUGAGAGCGAUGGUGCUUCUGUGGUGUUGUGUGUUUUUUGUUUUUUUUUUGUAAGGGAACAAUUCGGUAUAGGCAACAUAAUUUGGAAGUGAACCUUUCAGCCCAGGGAUAGCUGCCAGUGCCAACACUAGUGUUAUUCAUUUUGUAUAGAUUUUAAUAUUGUAAGCUUGAUUCUUAUUUUUUUUAAUUGGCUGGGGGGUGGAAGGGUUCUGCAGAAUGUACCAAAAUACUGUGCAGAUUUUCUUUUUGUUUUUUGCUGCAGAUAAAGGAAACUCUGUGCAGGAAACCGGCAUGUUUGAUUAAGCUGUCCGUUCCACCGGAGUAAAGCUGUAAAGAAGAGAAAAGAAAGCUCUUUUCUGGACUGAGUUAAUUUUGUGCCAUACCAAUUUCUUCUACACAGAAACAAAACGUGUUUUUUUUUUUUGUUUGUUUUUCUUUUUUCUUUUUUUUAAAUCAAGUCCAGUCCAGCAAUAAGUUUCCCCAGAAUGCUUUUCAAAUCCUGGUAGUUCAAACAAUGGUAGAUUUCUAUUAAAAAGCAGAAGAUUGUCCCAAGUUGCACAUUCGCCCAGUGCAAGUUUAAUAGCAUGGCAUUGAUACUCGUUUAAUAUCAGCAUGGCAUUGAUACCCGUUUAAUAUCAGCAUUUUCUUUUCCAUUGGACACAUUUUAGCAUUUUCAAGUGAUUCUUACUGAAAUUACGUUUGUUUGUAUCAGCCUGCAAUUUAAUGUUGAUUUCCCUUUGGGUCAUCAUAAAAUGAGAAUCCUAAUUGCAAUGUCAGUUGGUGAAGAAGUUGCCCUAGCUUGAUGGUAUGUAAUACACAUGUUGUGCAGCCCUGGUAAUGCUGCUGCUGCUGCUGCUGCUGUGUGCCGUGCAUUCCAGAGACACACACCUGCAUACCAUUUAUACAAGGUGAGGAAACAAGUGGUCGUGCCCAUUGCUAUUUCUAUCUAGUACUCUCCUUUGUGGUGCACAUAAUGCAGUUGUGAUCAUCCGUGUUCAUGAACUGCACACAAUGACACGGACAAAAGUACCUGGUUAGAUUUUUUAUUUUAAUUGUCUUUCAUUGAGUGCCUUUUUAUGUAUAAAAUAAAAAUAGGUGAAUUCCAUCAUUUUAUUUUCAUGAUGGAAUGUGAAUAGAAAAAAUAUCGCUUGGCUGCCAUUAUUAUUAGGUAUUAAUUUUAGAUUUGAUUGAAAACGAUGUACAUAAACACAUUAUUGUCGUGAUUGAGAAUGCCCCCAUGCACAACAGCUUAUUCAGCUACUUAGAGAGAGAGCACUUCCUGUUUAUACUUGAAAAACAUUUUGUUAAGUAUCCCAAAUGAAGCAACCCUGCUUGACGUAGUCAUUUGUCCACGUGUAUUUAUCCCAUUUUACUUAACCCAAUGUGCGCCUCUACCAAGGAGAGAAGGGUGCUUUAUUCUCUUUAUAUAUAAUAUAUAAAUAUACAUAUCUAUCUGUAUGCCAUUGUUUGAACUUCCAUCAUUCUCUAAGCGGUAGCUUUAUGGCAUUGUCUUUUAGGUUUGGGUGUUCAGUAUGUCUGUGUGAGAUGUUUAUGGAGGGUUGAACGCUUUUUCUUUGUCUGCUAAACCGUGUAUGUUAAUGUUUGGUUGAAUGUGCAAAGUGUAAAAUAUACUACCAUGGUAAGCAUUUGUCUUUGUUACUUUUUCCCUUUUUAAAGAUCAACACUCACCAAGCAGAUUUCUUUUUAUAUAUAUAUAUAUGUAAUGCAUUGCUAUUGGUGAGACAGCUUUGGGGAUUUUGGCAUUAUAGAACUGGCACAAAUUACUGAAAUCGUACAACAACAACAACAACAGCAGAAAGCAAAGUUCUGUUUUGGUGACUUGUUGUUCUUUAAUACGUGGCUUUACUUCAACAUUUUUGCAAGUUUUUGUUUGAUGUACGCUUUCCAAAAUACAAUAACAUGACAAGUGUCCUUUAGGUGAGACUUGUACUAAAUGGCUUCAUUUAAUAUUGUACAUAUAAUGUACUUUUGUUUUAUGUAGUGUUCUCUAUUAAACAGUAGAUUUCAUAUUUUGUACAAAAUGACCAUAUGUACAGAAUAAAACAUUAAUAGCAACUACAAAAGCUAGGAAGCAGCACAGAUUCUUUCUUUUUGUUUGUUUGUUUUUACAAUAUCUGUAACUAUCUGCAUUUAGAAAUAUGUUAAAGUUGAAAUUAAUAUUUUUAUCAAUUUGUAAUUCAAGAUUUUUUGUUUUCCACAUUGAAAUGUCUGUGAAGGAAAUCUUCAUACAUUAGCUUUUUAAUUUGUGUGCUUCUAUUCAAUUUUCAAGUGGUGUACAUCUAUAUAGAAUAAAUAAAGAGAACAUGUGGAUUUUA